Messenger RNA from Rhodotorula graminis WP1, 1244 nucleotides. RefSeq lists its product as uncharacterized. The transcript has 9 exons. The record is from RefSeq and is a predicted model, not a curated record. Bases 27 to 1187 code for a protein of 386 amino acids. Gene Ontology annotation, molecular function: carbon-sulfur lyase activity; pyridoxal phosphate binding. Gene Ontology annotation, biological process: transsulfuration. Lineage: Eukaryota; Fungi; Basidiomycota; Microbotryomycetes; Sporidiobolales; Sporidiobolaceae. Gene Ontology annotation, cellular component: cytoplasm.
UUCUGCUUCUGCACAGGCUGCAUCCCAUGGCUCCUCUUCAGCGCACUGCAUUCGCGACGCGCGCCAUCCAUCAAGACUCGGAGCUCUCUGGCGCCGAGGUCGCUGCGAGCCUCUCGCUGUCGACCACGUUCCGGCACCCGGAUCCCGAGGUGGACGGUGUCGAGCCCGGCUACGACGACGAGUGGGACCCGUCGAGGCCGAGCAGGGACGUCUACUCUCGCGAGACCAAGCCGACGACUACUCGUGCCGAGCAUGUGCUCUCGAGCAUCAUCGGGCAGCCCACGAUCCUCUUCCCGUCGGGCAUGGCCGCCUUCUGGGCGAUUCUUCUUCACGUGCGACCCGACAUCAUCGCCAUCACGGGCGGCUAUGGAGGGUGCCACGAGGCCAUCAAGAUCUACCGCCGCACGAAGGGCGAGGACCAAGUGCAGCUCAUCCAGCUCGACGACGAGUACCCGCACGGCAAGAAGCUCCUCGUCUGGGUCGAGACUCCGCUCAACCCUUUGGGCACCUCGCGCUCGCUCGACAAGUACGCCAAAAGGGCUCACGCUGCUGGCGGCAUCCUCGGCGUCGACUCGACAUUUGGUCCUCCCCCUAUGCAGGACCCGUUCAAGUGGGGCGUCGAUAUCGUCAUGCACAGCGGCACCAAAUACCUCAACGGCCACAGCGACCUUCUCGCAGGCACUGUGAGUGUGCGCGACAAGGCCGACUGGCUCAAGCUGUGGAACGACCGCACCUUCACGGGCGCAAACAUCGGCUCUCUCGACGUGUGGCUCCUCCUGCGCUCGCUGCGCACCCUCGACGUCCGCGUCAAGCGCCAGUCCAAGACGGCGACCCGGCUCGCGCAAUGGCUCGCGACCCAGGUUGGCGGCGGCGUCGUCGACAAGGUCUACCACACGUCGCUGCAGGACAAUGCCGACGAGCUGCUCGGGCCGGGCAAGCAGAUGGAGCUCGGGCCGGCGUGCUUCAGCGUCGUACUCAAGAGCAAGGACAUGGCGAGCCGGCUCCCGAACAAGCUCAAGCUCUUCAUCCACGCGACCUCGCUCGGCGGCGUCGAGUCGCUCAUCGAGCACCGCAUCAUCUCGGACCCGUCCGAGAACCCUUGUCUCGUCCGUCUCUCGAUCGGCCUCGAGGACUUUGACGACCUGAAGGACGACUGGGAGCACGCGAUGCAGGCCGUUCGGCAGUGAACUUCUCAGAUUCUCUAUGUAGCCUCUUCCGUGCAACUCUGAGCGAUACCUGGCCGG